UAAGGAAUUUGCAUUGAGUUUGAUUUCAUCUGCAAAUGUGCAGUACAUUGGUAUCUGAGUACUAAUGACCAGUUCUCAUCUGUAAACUUGGUAUUGGUAGUCUAGAGCAGAGGUUCCCACCUUGGUACUAAAAGCCCAACCCUUCUGGAUUUUUUUCCAAUUGAAAUUGAACCCUUCAUUGACCCGGUAAUAACAGGAUUAAUUUGGGUGUUGUGUUUUAACUAUUUUGUUGCAUUUCAUAAAUAUAUUAAACUCUUAAAAGGUUUGAGCUGAAACAAACACUUGCCAAAUAUUACACCCAAGUUAAUUAAUAGUUCAAUUAAAUCUCCAAUUAGGUCAUUAGGCUCGUCUGGAAGGAAACCUAAAGAGAAACACUGAGAUUUGUGAAAGCAGACACGAUUUCCAAGUCACACGGAAUUCUGGAUGAUCUCUGCUGAGGCCACUGUCAUCGCUUUGCCAAGUAUCAUUUUAAAAACCUAAACGCUAUACCCGACUUAACAGUUUAUGGCGGGUUUAAUAUAUCAUAUAUAUAAUUAAAAACUGCCUCUGUUUAAAUUCUACAGACCAGUAGUAGUUAAACAGUAAUUCUACAUACUUUUUAAUCGUAACGCUGUAAUAGUCAUUUAGUGUGAGCAUCUAAUUUUUGUCGAGAAUUAAGGUAUCCUAACAGCCUAUGUUAAACGUUGGUUAAAAUUUGAAACUUCGAAGAUCUUGCUAAAGGAUAUCUAAACUCUAUCCGAAAUAAAGUGUCGCAUUACAAUGCGAAGCGGCCAUACACAUAUAUCUGUUAUGUAUUUAUAAUAUAGUGGGGUACGUACUGUAUAUGUGAAGUGUAAGUAAUGGGCACAAUUAAAAGUUGGAUGAUUUGGUAUUCGAUUGAGCGUGCCUGGAGUCGUGCUGCCGCGCAUGCGCGGGUGGUCUUGCGUGUCCAAAGAAGGCUUCAAAUCCGAGUGAAAUGUAUCGAUCAUACACGAAGCACAGUUUGCGGGAUUUGUCAUAAUGUUUCACUUUGUUCUCAACGCGUAUCGACCUGUAACGUGAACUUGAGGGUGUUGAAAUAUGUGGCAGCAGGCGUGUUAGUGGGGGGAUAAUAACGCUUGUAAUGCCGUUUGAAAACGUACAGUCGGCGUUGAAACGCUUAGUUUAUUGCUAAACACGUCGACUCUUCAUCUGUGGAGUUUAAAGUGCAAAGUGUACAGAGUACGAGAAAGUUUGAAUGUUCCGAUUGUGAAGUCAAAUAAACGGCUUCCUCAUGUCAAUAUUCGGUGGGACAAAUUAGCCGCUGGACAAGUCAGGUGCUGGUUCCACACAUCUCUGAUGUCUGGAUGAAGCAGAGUGUUGAUUGUUCCGACACAGGCUGCUGCCCAAGGCGCGAAUCCCUCGCCUGUUUUUCGAAAGGAGGGGCUUUCAGCUGGUGCAGCGCCAGCCCCUCGCUCAGGCACGGUGGGAGAGUGUGAAGGUAGACCCCCUCUCCCUCCUCCAUGGCAGAUUUGGAUGAGCCCUUCUUGAGAGCCGAGGGGGAGGGCACCAGCCGGUCCCGGGAAUGGCAAGUGAGUGGGGAGACGGUGUUGACCCAGGAGGAAGUGUCUCUGCUCCCAGGCGAACGUGCGAGCCCCCUGCUAGACGAUCUGGACUCCUUCAGCUUGAUCGAGCCCCCCCCGCUGGACUGGCGCUCGGACUCCUCCAGCGAGGGCUGCGCCGUGGCGGACGAGGGCGGCUCACCCCCGCCCGAUGUGGACGCCGCUCAGGAGGCCCUGGGUGAGCUGGGGCUGCCUCCCAGCCCUCGCUGCUGUGCUUCAGAGCUGAGCUGCACAGCAGACUGCCAAGCCGGGCCCAUUGGGAGUGAGCAGCUGGUGGAGGAGGAGGAGGAGGACGAGGAAGAGGAAGGUGGAAGUGGGGAGUGCCGGCAGGAAGAUGAAGACCACACUCGGAUCCAGGUGCUCCUUGCCCGGCUUCAGACAUUAGACACGGAGGCGUCUUUCCCAGAGUCGACUGGAACUUGCGCUGACCUCCCACGCCCUCUCGUCAGCUCUCCAGAGCCCAGGGAAACAGUGGGCCAUGCCAUCCCGCCCGGCCCACUGAAUCCGGGCAUGGGGGCGACCUGGAACGAGAGGGGCGCGGGCCUGCUGUUCUCCGAGGUGAACCAGAGAGACCUGCUGAGCCUCCUCGAUUGCGAGGGGGGGGCGGGGCCGGCGGCGAGGACAGACGAUGGGGAGUGCACGGACAGGGACUCCGAGGUCUCGGUCACAUACAGCGAGGAGAAAGGAGAGUGCCUCUGGGACCACUUAGGCCACAGGCCAGAAGCGAGCAGGGAAGACGCCCUCUCCCCUCUGGACGAGGUCCCAGAGCCCGUGUGGUUGAAGACGCCUGGCAGGGCCCCUCCGGAGGAAGAGCUGACGCCAUCUGACAGCAGUGAUAAUAGCCAGAGCUACCCAGCCUAUAAAGAUGUGCCUGGCCCUUGUGACCCGGAGGACCUCCUGGAUGGGGUGAUUUUUGGGGCGAAGUAUCUGGGCUCCACCCAGAUGAUGUCAGAUAAGAACCCCUCUACCAGUGCGCGCAUGACACAGGCGCAGGAGGCUGUGGACAGAAUCAAGGCUCCAGAGGGAGAGUCCCAGCCCAUGACGGAGGUUGAUCUCUUUAUCUCCACCCAGAGGAUCAAAGUGCUGAGCGCAGGCAACCAGGAAGCCAUGAUGGAUCACUCUCUGCAGCUGAUCUCCUACAUUGCUGAUAUUGGCAACAUCGUGGUCCUGAUGGCCCGCAGGAAGUCGGCUCCCCGCCGCGAGACCGGAGAGGGGGCGGGGAAUAGUUCAGGCCACAAAAAGAAGUGCUGCAUGAUCUGCCAUGUCUUCUGCUCCGAGGAUGCUCACCUGAUUGCUCAAGCGAUUGGACAGGCGUUUGGUGUGGCCUACCAGCAGUUCCUGCAAGCCAAUGGCAUCAAGCCCAGUGAGCUGCGGCCCAGCGAGUACAGCGACUACCUGGGCACCCAGGAGCUCUACAACGGGGACCUGGUGCACUUCUCCCGCUCCGAGAACAUCCGGGAGGUGGUGAUCACAAAGGAGCGCGGGGAGAUCUUGGGACUGGCGGUGGUCGAGUCGGGCUGGGGUUCCAUCCUGCCCACGGCGGUGGUGGCCAACCUCCUGCACGGGGGGCCGGCGGAGCGCAGUGGGGAGCUCAGCAUCGGGGACAGGAUCAUGUCUGUCAACGGCACCAGCCUGGUGGGCCUGCCCAUUGCCACCUGUCACAGUAUCAUUCGGGAUCUGAAGAACCAGGUGGAGGUGAAGCUCAGCAUCGUCCACUGUCCCCCUGUCACCAUGGCGAUCAUCAAACGCCCAGAUCCCAAGUAUCAGCUGGGUUUCAGUGUGGAGGAUGGGAUUAUUUGCAGUCUCAUGCGGGGGGGCAUCGCGGAGCGGGGGGGCAUUCGGGUGGGCCACCGCAUCAUCGAGAUCAACGGGCAGAGCGUGGUGGCCACUCCGCACGAGAAGAUCAUCCACAUCCUGGCGCACGCAGUCGGGGAGAUUCACCUGAAGACCAUGCCCGCCUCAACAUACCGCCUGCUUACAGGACAGGAGCAGCCCGUCUUCCUCUGAGGAGGAGGAGGAGAGACGGACAAGCACUGCCAAACUGGCUGAGAAGAGUGGUCAGGGUGGGAUUUUACAUAUGGGCUCCCCGCCUCCUGGAACUCCUCAUGUGCUUCUGUGGCAGAAGAGCUAUUUCAGCUACAGUUGCCUUUAGGGUCAUUGCUGUGUGUCAAUCAGGACGGUCCCCCUUCAAUCUUGAUUUUUGGAUGCGAAGAGCUCUGCUCUGUGCUUUUCAAGGGUGAUCGCCUUUCCAGAUUUUAUCUGGGCUUCUCUGAAGCCGUCGAGCAAGCGGGCGUAAAAUCAGCUUUUCAGCAUCCAAGCCCAAGUACCCAGGUACGGGACAAAACAAGUGUUUAUAGUGCAGUGCAUUGUCCACUGCCUGCGAAAACCUUGCCACUGUGUGCCCUAGGAAGUAAAAGUUCUCCCUCGCAGAGACAGUACACCAUGAGUACCCGCGAUGAGAUUCUCCACCAAGCUUUCAUGCCAGCGUGCCUCAGUAAGUCAGCUAGUAUUGUCUCGUAUUCCCUUUCUCUUCUGUAGGCUUCAUCCACAUUUUUACCAAGCCACAAGGAAUAUAUAACGAAUUACCUCUGCCGUGUGGAUUAAAGCUAGCAUUAACUGGGUGUUUUACUGGUUGUGCUCAUCUCUAGGUCUGUGCACCCCAGCAUCUAUGCAGUUGCAUGCAGAAUUUUAAAAGUCCAUGCUCUAUAUUGUUAGAAUUCAGGAAGUGCCUUGACCUUCACAUUGAGUAGAAUUGAACUGGAUAGGUCUGUCUUAACAAUAUAAGUGUAUUUUUGAUAAAACUGUCAUGGAUGUUUAUUAAAUAAACUCAUUUAAAAAGUU
Messenger RNA from Lepisosteus oculatus (spotted gar), 4421 nucleotides. RefSeq names its product amyloid-beta A4 precursor protein-binding family A member 3. NCBI's taxonomy places the organism in Eukaryota, Metazoa, Chordata, Actinopteri, Semionotiformes, Lepisosteidae. Gene Ontology annotation, cellular component: cytoplasm; dendritic spine; plasma membrane. Gene Ontology annotation, biological process: chemical synaptic transmission. The record is from RefSeq and is a predicted model, not a curated record. Gene Ontology annotation, molecular function: protein binding; amyloid-beta binding.